Vicia villosa (hairy vetch) is the source of this 2260-nucleotide messenger RNA. Its product is annotated as cytochrome P450 81E8-like. The record is from RefSeq and is a predicted model, not a curated record. The transcript has 2 exons. Gene Ontology annotation, molecular function: heme binding; monooxygenase activity; iron ion binding. Bases 313 to 1824 code for a protein of 503 amino acids. NCBI's taxonomy places the organism in Eukaryota, Viridiplantae, Streptophyta, Magnoliopsida, Fabales, Fabaceae.
CCGUUUCAAACACACCAACAUCCAGAUGAAGAUUUGUCAAAAAAACACUUUUAGAAGAAAGAAUAACAAAUCUCGUGACAAGUCAAGAUCAAAGACUACAAUUAACAACAGCUCAACAACUUAGAUUAUUAUAACCCCAAAACCAACCCAAACUCCUAUUUAUAAAGCAACAUGCAACAUUCAUCUGCAUAAUAACAGAUCAUAGAAUCAAUAUCACCACUUUGGCAAUUAAAGACUCUUUACCAUUCUUCCCGACUCAAGAGAUUAGUCUGCGGUUGCGCUCGGAAUAUUUUGUACCUAUCAGAAAGAAAAAUGUAUUACAUCAUUCUUGCUGUUAUUUCUCUUAUAACACUAAAAUUUCUCAUAAUCUCAACAAAAAAACUCAGAAACCUUCCACCAGGUCCACUGAGUAUUCCCAUAAUUGGAAACAUUUACCAACUCAAACACCCACUUCACCGCACUCUCCACAAUCUCUCACUAAAAUACGGUCAAGUCUUUUCCCUACGCUUCGGUUCUCGUUUAGUCGUAGUCGUUUCAUCACCUUCCGUCGUACACGAAUGUUUCACCAAAAACGACACCGUUUUAGCAAACCGUCCACCUCUUCUCGCCGGAAAACACUUAGGCUACAACUACACCGCCGUUACAGUGGCACCUUACGGCGAUCACUGGCGUAACGUUCGCCGCAUAAUCUCCCUGGAGAUCCUUUCAUCUCACCGUUUGAAUUCCUUUUUAGGAAUCAGAAAAGAUGAAAUCAAGAAACUCAUGCAAAAGCUAGCUCGUGAUAGUGGAGAUAGUUUUGCCAAAGUGGAAUUGAAGUCGAGGUUUUCGGAGAUGACUUUUAACAUGAUAAUGAGAAUGAUAGCUGGAAAAAGGUAUUAUGGAGAGGAUUGUUACGUGAGUGAUGAGGAAGAAGCCAAGAGAUUUAGGGAGGUGAUUACCGAGUUUAUAUCGGUGGGAGGAUCGAGUAAUCCUAGCGAAUUUGUUUGGAUUUUUAGGUUGUUUGAUUUUGGUAGUUAUGAGAAGAGGUUGAAGAGAAUUAGUAGAAGAUUUGACGGGUUCUUGCAGGGUCUAGUUGAUGAACAUCGAAGAAAGAAGGAGAAUGGGAAUACCAUGAUUGAUCAUCUCUUGAACUUGCAAAAAUCGCAACCAGAGUAUUAUACUGAUCAAAUCAUCAAAGGGAUUGUUCUGGUUAUGAUCCUUGGAGGAACAGAAACAUCAGCUACAACAUUAGAAUGGGCAAUGUCUGCAUUACUAAAUCAUCCAGAAGUGUUGAAGAAGGCUAAAGAAGAAAUCGAUACCAACAUAGGGCAAGAUCGCUUAGUAGAAGAAUCAGAUAUUUCAAAACUCCCUUACCUUCAAAACAUAAUCCACGAGACAUUUCGGUUGCAUCCCGCAUUUGCAUUACUGGCGCCCCAUUUUUCUUCGGAAGAUUGCACCAUAGGAGGUUAUAAUGUUCCAAAGGGUACUAUUUUGUUGGUUAAUGCUUGGGCAAUUCAUAGAGAUUCUCAGCUAUGGAGUGAUCCAACACAGUUCAAGCCAGAGAGAUUUGAGAAAGAAGGGGAAGCUGAAAAGUUGAUACCAUUUGGAUUGGGAAGAAGGGCUUGUCCAGGAGCAAAUUUGGGGCAGCGUACAGUAAGUUUAACAUUGGCUCAAUGUAUUCAAUGUUUUGAUUGGAAAAGAAUAAGUGAGAAAGAAAUUGAUAUGAGUGAAGGAAAAGGGGCCACUACACCGAAGCUAAUUCCCUUAGAAGCCAUGUGUAAAGCUCGUUUUAAUGUCAUCAACAAGGUUUUUCUUGAAGCAGAUGAAAAGAUGUCCAUGGAGUAAAUCAUUAAUCACUUCAGAAAAAAAGAAUAUGAAGUUUAAAUCACUUCAGAAAAAAAGAAUUAUGAUAAAUCAGAUUGAAAAUUUUAAAUAACUCAUAUGAGAUUGUAGUGAUACAUUAUUAUUGAAUAAUAGUGUAAAACUUUUACACUGCUAGAGGAUCUCCAUUAAACCCAAUAUUCUUUAGUGACUAUAUGAAGUUAUUCAUGUAUCAUAAAGUGAUAUGUUUUUCUUUCACCUUAACAUAAGUUGUGUUUAAAAUAAGGAUAUUAAAUUACAAUUUGAGCCAUUGGUGGUGAGACGUUGAACACAUACAAAGAUUUAUGCAUCAACUCUCAAGUACAAAUUUAGGAAUUUAAUAUCCUUGUCUCUUUUUAAUAUAUAUCUAAAACAAUUUGUUUGUAAAAAAAAUAUAAUAAAUAAUAUUGUUUUCUUUUAA